Bubalus bubalis (water buffalo) is the source of this 2117-nucleotide messenger RNA. RefSeq lists its product as uncharacterized. Bases 700 to 1692 code for a protein of 330 amino acids. The record is from RefSeq and is a predicted model, not a curated record. The transcript has 3 exons. Gene Ontology annotation, cellular component: nucleosome. NCBI's taxonomy places the organism in Eukaryota, Metazoa, Chordata, Mammalia, Artiodactyla, Bovidae. Gene Ontology annotation, molecular function: DNA binding; protein heterodimerization activity; structural constituent of chromatin.
UUUCAAAAUUAGCUUCGCUGGUUGUUAGUAAAUUCUAACCAUAAAGUAAUCAUUUUCAAAGUGUGGGUAAGCAAGAAAGAAAACCAUCUGUCAGAGUGGGCUCAAAGAAUAGAGUCUAAAAUGGAGGCUACUAGUUUCUGCUAUAACAAACUGAAGCAUAAAUCCCAUUUGGCCACUACGGGAAAGUCAAUGAUUUUCUUCUUUUUUUCUUCGCAUUUUUGCCGCUCACCUCUGGCCUGUCGCUUUCCCUGUGAUUUCCUAAUGGAGCCAGGAAGUGGUUGUCCAAGGCAAUCUGAAUUCAGAACAGAAAAAUAACCAUUGAGAAAAAAAAAGAAUACAAGUAAACCUGUUUCUAAAGCUUGAUCCUCAGAAUUUCAGCCCCAUUACAUAGAUCUGAAUCAGAACAGGCAUCUUUCCUGAUGUCCAAGUGGUUCCUUAUUUACAGUUUGAGAAGCCCUGAAUUUAGAACUAGAAUAUUAGCUCCUUUGGAGAGCAGACUUCAACAAAAAGGAUUGAAAAGUGAACCAAUUCAUCCAAUCAGAAUCUUUAGAAAUUGACCAAUCACUUCAGUGACUCUUCAGCCAAUGGAUUUGUUUCGCGGGAGUUUUGAACUAGAGUAAGACCAAUCAGACUGUUUCUGAGUAUAUAUAAACGGAAUGUCUUUCUCGAUACAUCUAGUCUUUUUUUCUUUGUAUCGCCAUGGCUCGUACUAAGCAGACAGCCCGCAAGUCCACCGGUGGUAAAGCACCGCGGAAGCAGCUGGCCACCAAGGCGGCCCGCAAGAGUGCGCCGGCCACUGGCGGCGUGAAGAAGCCGCACCGCUACCGCCCCGGCACGGUGGCCCUGCGAGAGAUCCGCCGCUACCAAAAGUCCACGGAGCUGCUGAUCCGCAAGCUGCCGUUCCAGCGGCUGGUGCGCGAGAUCGCGCAGGACUUCAAGACCGACCUGCGCUUCCAGAGCUCGGCGGUGAUGGCGCUGCAGGAGGCGUGCGAGGCCUACCUGGUGGGGCUCUUCGAGGACACCAACCUGUGUGCCAUCCACGCCAAGCGCGUCACCAUCAUGCCCAAGGACAUCCAGCUUGCCCGCCGCAUCCGCGGGGAGAGGGCGCGCGAUGCCUCCCCAGCGAUACGCUCAAAAAUAUCGUUGACGAAGGAGUUCAUGAUGCCCAUUGCUUUGGACGAGAUGCCGGUGUCCGGGUGGACCUGCUUCAGCACCUUGUACACAUACACGGAAGCAAGAAGAGCCGGGCUUGAGUUGCAACAGUUUUUUCAGUUCGUCUUGAUGGCUCGUACUAAGCAGACUGCCCGCAAGUCCACCGGCGGUAAGGCGCCGCGCAAGCAGCUGGCCACCAAGGCGGCCCGCAAGAGCGCGCCGGCCACCGGCGGCGUGAAGAAGCCGCACCGCUACCGUCCCGGCACGGUGGCCCUGCGAGAGAUCCGCCGUUACCAGAAGUCCACGGAGCUGCUGAUCCGCAAGCUGCCGUUCCAACGGCUGGUGCGCGAGAUCGCGCAGGACUUCAAGACCGACCUGCGCUUCCAGAGCUCGGCCGUGAUGGCGCUACAGGAGGCGUGCGAGGCCUACCUGGUGGGGCUCUUCGAGGACACCAACCUGUGUGCCAUCCACGCCAAGCGGGUUACCAUCAUGCCCAAGGACAUCCAGCUUGCCCGCCGCAUCCGCGGGGAGAGGGCGUAAAUUGUCGACACCAACUACUAAUACCAAACCCAAAGGCUCUUUUCAGAGCCACCUACAACUUCACUUGGAAGAACUGUAUCACAAAGUAGAUCAUCUCCAAAAGAACCUCUAACAAAACAGUGGGAGCAGAGCAUAACUCCGUGUUCCAUGUACCAAUCCUAGGAAAAUAGUUGACUUGCAACCUGUUUUACAUGUAAAAACCAGGGCAUUGACACCUGAAACUUCCAUUGCAAUCCGAAAAGUUAAACAGCAAAAAAAGUGAUGCGAUCCUCUUAAACCCUGAAAAUAGUGAUCCUCUUCCUCUAUAAGCAGCAAGUAGUGUGAAGAUAUUCUUAAACCAGUAUAAUAGGAUGCAUUAUGAGAAGUAAAUGCUAAGUUAUAUAAGCAAACAAUUCUACUUCAAGUACAAGUCAUAUAUGUAUAUA